AAAAGACAAAAAGAAUAGAUGGAAAAAGAGACAGUCAUCUUUUAGAAAAAGCCAAAACCAUUUCAGAAAACAAAAGAGACUUGCUCUUUUAAAUCCAACACAUACCCACAAAUCCUCUCCUACGUUUCUCUGUCUUCUGUUCUUGGUUUCUGUGCUCCAAAUCUAAAAGGAGUUUUAGGGUUCUUGAGACUGAUCAUUUGUAAAGGAAUGGGUACAUGUGGUGGAAGAAACGGCAACGACGUUGGAUUUAACGGUCACGGAGGCGGCAGAGUUAGGCCAUACGUACGGUCUCCAGUGCCUCGACUCAGAUGGACGCCGGAGCUCCACCGUUGUUUCCUUAACGCCGUCGAUAUGCUUGGUGGCCAACAUAGAGCCACUCCAAAGCUUAUUCUUAAGAUGAUGGAUGUGAGGGGACUCACCAUUUCACAUGUCAAGAGCCAUCUCCAGAUGUAUAGAGGUUCUAAACUCACUUUGGGCAAAUCAGAGGAAAGCUCUUUAUCUUCAAUAAGAAGAAGACAAGACACUGAAGAAGAUUAUCUUCAUGACAACUUGUCUUUACCCUCAAGGAAUGAUUGUCUUCUGGGGUAUCACUCGUUUCCUCUUUCUUCACAUUCUUCUCUUAGAGGUGGAAGAAGAGAAUAUCAGACUUCACAGUCUGGUGGUGGUGGUGAUGAUGAUGACUUUCUUCACAUCAUAAACAUGGAGAAGACGAGAGAAACGACGCCGUUUCCAUCACAUCAUUGCCACAAGACAACAGAGAAGGAGAAGAACACUGGGCAAGAACAAGAAGGGGAAGAUUUGUCGUUGUCUCUGUCUUUGAACCAUCAUCAAUGGAGAAGCAACGGAUCAUCAGUGAGCGAAACCAGUGAAGCAGUCUCCACUUGUUCUGCACCAUUCGUCUUCAAAGAUUGCUUUGCUUCUUCACCAAAGAUUGAUCUCAACCUUACUCUUUCAGUUUCUCUCCUCAGCAGCUGAAACCAGUAAAUAAAUAUCUGUCUGCUUAGAUUAGUCCCAGUGAAAACAUUCAGAUGAUUUUGUUGUUAAACUCCUAGGAUUUCUUGCUUUUCAGAGAUUUAAAGUUAAUGGAACAAAUCUUGAAAAUAAAAUUUAUAUAAACCUUAAUAUCAA
Brassica napus (rape) is the source of this 1128-nucleotide messenger RNA. RefSeq names its product putative Myb family transcription factor At1g14600. The coding region runs from base 208 to 975 and encodes 255 amino acids. The record is from RefSeq and is a predicted model, not a curated record. Gene Ontology annotation, molecular function: DNA-binding transcription factor activity; DNA binding. The transcript has 6 exons. NCBI's taxonomy places the organism in Eukaryota, Viridiplantae, Streptophyta, Magnoliopsida, Brassicales, Brassicaceae.